This is a messenger RNA of Lasiosphaeria miniovina, 4473 nucleotides long. Its product is annotated as Oxysterol-binding protein-domain-containing protein. Gene Ontology annotation, cellular component: cytosol; nuclear envelope; intracellular membrane-bounded organelle. The transcript is spliced from 3 exons. The record is from RefSeq and is a predicted model, not a curated record. NCBI's taxonomy places the organism in Eukaryota, Fungi, Ascomycota, Sordariomycetes, Sordariales, Lasiosphaeriaceae. Gene Ontology annotation, molecular function: protein binding; sterol binding. Bases 401 to 4207 code for a protein of 1268 amino acids. Gene Ontology annotation, biological process: endocytosis; maintenance of cell polarity; piecemeal microautophagy of the nucleus.
AACCGCUGUCAGGGCAAAACACGUGAAGCGAGCGCGGGGCCAGGGGUUGGGCCUCGCUCUAGCCUUCUGUGGUGCGACCACUGCACAACGUCAUUUCUUUCAACCCAGCGACGCCAACAUUGAGCCGUGUUGGUCUUUAGAAGCUGGAUCUCCCUGCACUCAACUUUCCGUCCCCGUCCCGCUGGAUGGACGUUCAAGCUCACCCCUCCCCUGAUGCUCCUUUUUUACACACUAUUUGACCUACGCCGCACUCCAGCACUGCUCUGCUGCUCCUUGAGCGGUUUAGUUGGCAAAUAUCUCCGGGCUCUCGAUUCAUCAGUUCAAGGCAGCCCUCGGCUAGGCCAAUCCCAAUAGUAUCCCUCCCUACCUGUCGAGAUCGAGGCGACUUCCAUUCUACUACAUGUCCGAUCCUCAGCAACCGCAGGCUCCCCGCCAUUCCCCGACAAUGUCUGACGCGGGGGAAAGUUCACAUCGACGGACCAAAUCUUCGGCACUGUCUCUCCUGAGGCGCAAGGGUGCGGGCGACGACGACACGAUGGCCUCCGACGACGGCACUGCACACAGUGCCCAUGCCUCUUCCUCCGCUCUCGUGUCGACCGCGACGACUGCGACAUCUCAAGCAUCCAUCUCGGUCGCCCAUCAGCAUCCCGUUCGGGGCCACAGCUCAAGGUUGUCUACCGCCGGAAGCGUUCUUGGACGAACGCCUUCACACCAGGCCGCCCCCUCGAUUGGCGGCGCCAAGUCUCCUUCAAACCUCACAGACAAAGGCGCCUCUCUCGAAUCGUCGGUAAAAAAGUUCCGCAUCGUUGAGGCCCUCCGCAACGGUGACACGGCGUCCAUCUCCAAAGCAAUACGCGAGAACUACGAGAACGGGCCUCGCGCGAGCACCUCGUCGUUUGCCACCCAGUCCGGCCCCCUUGAGGAUACCACCAUACUUCAUUUGGCCAUCCAAUGCGCGGAGCAGCCCGUGGUCGAGUACGUCCUGUCUGACGGCGCCGGAUCCCUCGACAUCAACGCCCGCGAUAAGGAUGGCAACACGCCUCUUCAUAUUGCCGCCGUUCAGGGUCGAAGCCAGGUCGUUCGUCUCCUGCUCGAGAACAAGGAGAUCAACGACGCCGUUCCGAAUAAUCUAGGCCGCCUCCCGAUCGACCUCGCUCGAAACCCCGACAUCUUUCAACAGUUGCAGCUCUCCCGAUCCUUGUUUGCCGAAAGCAAGAUUAUGCAGGUCCAAGAUCUCAUCCUCCAUGGCGAAUUCAAGGUUCUCGAGCGCGUGCUAGAGGAGCCACGCUUCAAGACGGUUCUAGACAUCAACAGCACCGAGUUCGCAUCCGACCCCAUCACGAUCCAAGCCGGUGGCACCCUUCUCCACGAGGCGGCACGCCGCAAGAACACCAAGCUGAUCCAGGUCCUCUUGCUCCAUGGUGCCGAUCCCUUCCGUCGGGACCGCAAGGGCAAGCUGCCGCAAGACGUUACAAAGGACGAGAUCACCCGGGCUAUGCUGAAAAAAUCCCCUGCCGCUGUUGCCGCCCAGAGGGGCAUUCAGGAGAAGGCUGUUUUAGGUUCCACAUCGCAGGGGGUCACAACCACGACUCCCGGAGAUCCUCUUGCCGGAAGAGAAGCGCGCGAGAUGAAGGGAUACCUCAAGAAGUGGACCAACUACCGGAAGGGCUACCAACUCAGGUGGUUCGUUCUGGAAGACGGCGUUCUGAGUUAUUACAAACACCAAGAUGACGCGGGGUCCGCCUGCCGUGGCGCCAUCAACAUGCGAAUUGCGAAGCUACACAUGAGCGCCGACGAAAAGACAAAGUUUGAAAUCAUUGGCAAAUCUUCGGUCAAGUACACGCUCAAAGCAAACCAUGAGGUAGAAGCAAAGCGCUGGUUCUGGGCCCUCAAUAACUCAAUACAGUGGACCAAGGACCAAGCCAAGGAGGAAGAGAAGCAGCGCGCUCGGAGUGCCGAGCUCCUCAAGCAGGCCAAGGCCGAGCACACCCAAGGCGCCUCUGAUCCGGCGAGCGAGAGCGCCAGCCUUGCAGACCCCAAGCGUCACAGUUUCCAGCUAUCGCGGCUGCAGUCAUCAAACCGAGGAUCCACGACCAAAAUCCCAUAUGGUGCCAGCACUAUCGGGAGCAACGAUGACGAUGACUUUACAGACGCAGGCACAGACGCAAAUAGGAUAGAGCGCAACGGCGGAGGGGCGCCUGGAGAUGUCGACAAUGACUACGAUGAUGACGACUAUGGCGAAGACUCGAGCGGCCAGGAUGCCCCUGCGGUGAACAAGGAUGCCUUCAACAUCACUGCUCAGUCUGCCAAGUUGCAGCUGGAUACUAUGGCCCACGUCACCUCGGCUCUGCUUGCGGAAGCUGCCAGGAAUCCAACUCUCACUCUGCAGGACCCAAAAGCCUCGCAGGCCCUGUCCACUUAUGAUGCCGCAAUUCUCUCACUUACCGGACUCAUUGGCGACCUUCUCCGAAUUUCAAGGGACAGAGACGCAUAUUGGCAAUAUCGCCUCGACCGUGAGAGCGAAAUGCGGCGCAUGUGGGAGGAGAGCAUGGCCCAGGUUGCCAAAGAGCAAGAGGCCCUUGAAGCCCGAGUUGGCGAAGCGGAAUCAAAGCGGAAAAUCACAAAGCGUAUUCUCAAGGAAGCUAUCGAGAGCGGCAUGAUUGAAGAUGGCCAGGGAUCUCACACACCAGUGAUUUCUGUUGAUGCGGCCCAUGAAGGAGCGGCAGACGAAGUCGUAGGCUCAAAAUCCCCUGCACUUAGCAUCGCCAGGCGCCAGACCGUCAUCGCCCAGGUCGCCGGCAUCUCCGACUCGGAAUCUGACGAGGAAGAGUUCUUCGACGCCGUUGACGCCGGAGAGGUUGAAGUGUCUCAAUUUCCUCCGUCGGAGACUGUCCCAUCCCAGAAUGAAACGCAGCUAGUCGUUUCGGAUGCUCUCGAUAUCAGCGACUCGUUCAGCGGGUACGAGAACGGCAUUCGAACAAAACUCAAGAUGGACGCAGACAACCGGCCAAAGAUCUCGCUCUGGGGUAUCCUCAAAUCAAUGAUAGGCAAAGACAUGACCAAGAUGACAUUGCCGGUGUCUUUUAACGAGCCUACGUCUCUCCUCUACCGCUGUGCCGAGGAUAUGGAAUACGCAGACCUCUUAGAUCUUGCGGCUGAUCGGACUGACUCGAUAGAGCGUCUGCUCUACGUAGGUGCAUUCGCCGCCAGCGAAUACGCGUCUACCAUUGGACGUGUUGCCAAGCCAUUCAACCCGCUGUUAGGCGAGACGUUUGAGUAUGUAAGGCCAGACAAAAACUACCGCUUCUUCAUUGAGCAAGUCAGCCAUCACCCGCCCGUCGGUGCAGCCUGGGCCGAAUCUCCCAAAUGGACUUAUUAUGGCGAAUCGGCUGUCAGAUCUAAAUUUUACGGGCGGUCCUUCGAUAUCAAUCCUCUUGGCACAUGGUUUCUCAAGCUCAGACCGACCUCAGGCGGGAAAGAGGACUUCUUUACCUGGAAGAAGGUCACGUCGUCGGUCGUUGGCAUCAUCACGGGCAACCCCGUGGUUGACAACUAUGGCAUGAUGGAGAUCAAGAACUGGACGACGGGCGAAAUCUGCUACAUCGAGUUCAAGCCCCGGGGCUGGAAGCAGUCAAGCGCCUACCAGAUUGCUGGAAAGAUUGUUGACGCCAACGGGCGGGUGCGCGUUAGCUUGGGAGGCCGAUGGAAUUCGAAGCUGUAUGCCCGUUUGACCCCCGGGUACGAGGCUACGAUUGAGGAGCCCGCAACCGACAGUGAAUCGGUCUACCGCGGCAGCAUCAAUGACCAGAGCAAGGCCUUCCUCAUUUGGCAGGCCAACCCACGGCCAACGGGCAUCCCGUUCAACCUGACGCCGUUCGUUCUCUCCUUCAACCACAUUGACGACAAGCUCAAGCCAUGGCUGGCUCCCACCGACUCUCGCUUCCGCCCCGAUCAGCGCGCCAUGGAGGAGGGCGAAUACGACGUCGCGGCGACGGAGAAGAACCGCCUCGAGGAGGCACAGCGCGCCCGCCGCCGCGAGCGUGAGAACAAGGGUCUCGAGUUCGUGCCAGCCUGGUUCACCAAGGCCCGCUGCGAGAUCACUGGCGAAGAGUACUGGAAAUUCAAUGGCAAGUACUGGGAUAGGCGAGCCCAAGCCGGCCCCAAAGGCGACCCGAAUGUCUGGGAUGGCCUGGAGAAGGUGUUCUGAUCGCGCGAGUUUAUUUGCUCCGCAGUGGUGGCGAGUGUGUGGUUUCUUACUAAUGUUAGAUGGUGGCGGGUUGCGCUUGCUUUUUGAUUCAGCCGAUUGGUCUUGUUGUGUGGGAGAGAAAAAAAAGCGUCUGUUACUGCCUAGGAUAAUAGCGAGAACGAAGGAAGAAUUAUGGUCGGCCGUCCCACUCCUAAUCGAUAUACAGAGUGGACAGACUCAGUAGCAAGCAGCUUAUAUAUCUUACAAAUAAAGUUUUAUCCUCCGUG